Molecule: messenger RNA, 1727 nt
Organism: Salvelinus namaycush (lake trout)
Lineage: Eukaryota; Metazoa; Chordata; Actinopteri; Salmoniformes; Salmonidae
Product: all-trans retinoic acid-induced differentiation factor-like
Exons: 7
Coding region: 116-814 (232 amino acids)
Biological process (GO): positive regulation of osteoblast differentiation
Cellular component (GO): intracellular membrane-bounded organelle
Source: RefSeq, a predicted model, not a curated record
UACAAAGGAAACGAAACAAGGAGACACGCGAGUGUAUUAAGGAAGCGUCCGUGAUUUUAGUCGCUUACAGUCACAUGUUUAUCUUGUAUUGAUCAUAUGACUAUCGCGUUCAAAAAUGACAGCUGGAUCCAGCCAGCAGAAUGCAGCAGUGGUCUUAUUAAUCAUUCAUUUAUAUUUAUAUGGGGGUUAUCAACUGACUGAGUUACAGAUAUGCCACCUCUGCAACGGAACAGUGCAGAAUAGCACCGCGCUGGGCCAGUUCUGUUCCGCAUCUGCGGGCUUGAUUGACGGAUGCUGCUGCCUGCUGCGAAAAGAAAACACCAGCAAUGCUGACUACGUCAUCGGGUUGGAUCUAUCAAAUUGUUCUCUAAGUCAUGUCGAGGACCUUCAACAGGCAUCAACAGCUGCAAUGAUAGAUAUCUCACUGAACCCCAUAGUUCAACUGAACAAUUCACUGUUUCAAGGCUUCAUCCAGCUGGAUAACCUGAUUCUGCCUGUCAACUUGGCCUGUCCAGGAGGCAAUGUAUCAUGGAAUAAAGUGGAGGUCAAAGGGGACACACGUCACUGUGAAGGACAGAAGGACAUCUGCAACCAGACUGGACAUCUGUCGUUGAAUUGCCCUGAGAACUCCCUCUGUGCAGCGUACGGUCCGGGCUUCUUUGAGUGUAGCUGUGUGGACGACUUCCAUGGAUACAAGUGUCUUCGAGAGGGGAAGUUCCCUAUAAUCCAGGUGUUCGGGCUUCUAGGGGCCUCUACAGUCCUGGUCUCCAUCCUGCUAUGGGUCACCCAGAGACGCAAGGUCAAAUCUGUCUGAGGUUCUACCCACUCCUCUGGUCUGAGGCCUGGCCUUGGUACUCUAUGGUUGGAAAACACUUGUUUUCCCAGUGAUUCUGACAUGAAGAGACAAGGGGGGAAAAACAUGUGAACAUUUUUAAAACUGACUUUAGGGUGGACAGUCAAGUGUAUUCUAAUGGAGACGGUUGUAUCAUUGCUCUGGACCUUUAUAAUUUUAAUCAUCUGUUUUGAUGGGGUUGUUAAAAUCUUUGUUUUUAUCACCACAGAUGUUGCAAUUGUUGUAGCCUUAAAAAAAAACCUUGCAGCCAUUUGUCUAGAUCAACAUGAAAUCUAAGAGAUUGUGAUGCAAGACAAUACAUGACCAUCACUUUAUUAUGGCCUACAGUAUAUGUGCCAAAUCAUGUUUAUAAAAAGCUUACUAAGAUGCUUGGGGCCAGUUUCCCGGACAUAGACUAAGCCUCGUACAGCACCAAAACAUCUAUUUCAAUAGAGAUUCUCCGUCGAGCAUGUUUUUAGUCCAGAACUACGGGUAAUCUGUGUCCGGGAAACCGGCCCUUAAACUUGAUCAAUGAAGCAUUAAUUGUAGAAGCAAUAAUGUGCAGUAUGAAGUUGCAUUAGCCCCCCCCCUCAUUUUUGGGAAAACUGAUAUAUCAAGAUAUCAGUUGAUUAUAUACAUUAUAGGGAGACAAACACAUUGUUUGCAGAGAGUACUGCAAAUGUUGAAUUGUAUGUACAGAUUGUUCUUAUAAUAAUACAUUAUUGCUGUUGUUUGCAUUUUGUAUUUCAUCUUGGAUUAAAGAAGAUAUUAUAUACUGACAAUAUAGAUAUGAUAUACUGACAAUAUACUGUCUAUUGAACAAAAAUAUAAACGUGAACAUGUAAAGUGUUGGUCCCAUGUUUCAUGAGCUGAAAUAAAAGAUCCCAGAAAUGUC